Molecule: messenger RNA, 399 nt
Organism: Rodentolepis nana
Lineage: Eukaryota; Metazoa; Platyhelminthes; Cestoda; Cyclophyllidea; Hymenolepididae
Source: the annotation of a GenBank genome assembly
AUGAUCGUGCCAACGGAUUUACCGGUUGGUAGUGACGGUUCCAAUAUGAAUACAACAGAAAGUAACGAAGAGGAAGAAGAAGAAGACGAAGAGGAAGAAGAGGAUGAUGACGAUGAUGAUGAUGACGACGACGAUGAUGAUGAUGAGGACGAUGAUGAGGAUGAGGAUGAUGACGACGACGAUGAUGAUGAUGAGGACGAUGAUGAAGAUGAGGAUGAUGACGACGACGAUGAUGAUGAUGAUGAGGACGAUGAUGAGGAUGAGGAGGAUGAGGAGGAUGAAGAUGAAGACGAGGAGGAAGAGGAGGAGGAUGAAGAUGAAGAUGAGGAGGAAGAGGAAGGUAAAGAAAAGGAUAAAGAUGGUGAUGGCGUUGGGUCAACUGACGUUAUUCCAAAAUAA